CUAUUGUUUCCUCCUGAUUUCGGCCUGGAAAGUUUACAAAAAGGACAACAAUAAUGGCCAGUGCAGUAUUAAUUACCAAGAAACCGCUGAUGGAGGACCUGCUGAGAAUUAAACGGUCAAGAUGAACAGACGUUCGCUUUCUCUGUUUCUCCUCAUAACUGUCGUUAAAAUAAAAGCAAAGGAACCAGAACUACCACUAUGUCCGACCAAUAUGCAGUUCUUCCCUCAACACCUACCGAUGCACUGUCGCUUGCCGAUCGGUGGAAUCCCCACCAUUCCACCAGAUUACUUUCAUAGUCCUCCUCCGGGUAAACUCCCGGCUCCUGUUCCGUUUCCCGUUCCUGCACUUCCUCCAGGUGUGCAAGGCCUUCCACCAGGUAUGCCAGGAUUUCCUCCAGGUUUGCCAGGCCUUCCUCCCGGCAUCCCAGGUCUUCCACCCGGCAUGCCACCUCUUCCUCCCGGUAUGCCUGGUUUUCCUCCAGGUAUUCCAGGACCCAUGCCAAUGCCCAUGCCAGGCGGAGGUUCACCUCACAAACUCCCGGUCAUCGUCAUGCCGUUCUACUCACCCGACCCAUCCUACAAAAAAUUACGAGAAAAAAACAAAAGAAUACUUGAAUUCCAUACUAGAAGACCACCAAGAUAUGACAAUGACAGAAGCAGUGAUACUGACACCUCAUUUGACGAAGAUUGCGACUUUUGUUCUGAAGAGCGCGGCGUGUGGAGAGGAAGUCGAGGGUUUCGAAGGAGAAUGAACAGAAUGGGUAGUCGAAUGAACAGAAAACACAAGUCCAAAAGGCACAGACACAACAGAAGGGACCUCCUCACGCCUGUAUUACAGUAUGUGACCAAAGAUGGGUAUGUGAUUUACGAGAAGAAGAUUUCAAAAGAUGAAGCAAAGGACUGGUUGAGUUUGAAAAAGGAGGCUGCUGAGCUUGAACCGGAAACUGCAGAAUUACAAAAUUUUAAUAACAAUAUGAACAAUGGUUUAGUUGAACGUCACGGAAUGAAUACAGAUGUUGAAAUUCUGAAUGAGGGUAAAGUUAAAAGCCAAGAGCAAACAGAAGUUCAAAGUCACAGAGCGCCAAAAAGACAUUUUCCUCAUAAAUUAAGAAGUCGGAACACAGAUGAUGAAAAAGACGAAACUCCAACAGAUAAUUUAUAA
Ostrinia furnacalis (Asian corn borer) is the source of this 1162-nucleotide messenger RNA. Its product is annotated as putative proline-rich receptor-like protein kinase PERK11. The transcript is spliced from 2 exons. Lineage: Eukaryota; Metazoa; Arthropoda; Insecta; Lepidoptera; Crambidae. The coding region runs from base 122 to 1162 and encodes 346 amino acids. The record is from RefSeq and is a predicted model, not a curated record.